AUGUGGGCUUUUUUUGUUUGUUUUCCAUCAUUUGCUAUAAGUCGCGAACCUGGAUUCGGUUUUCCAAUACGGGAAGGAAUUCAAGUGUCACUUAAAUGUGACGUUGAUUCAAAUCCUCCAUCGAGUCCUAUUUGGCAAAAAGGUAAUAACAAACAAACAACAAACUUACAAACAAACGUUUUAUAUAAUUUAUCUAAUACUUUUGCUUUCGCGUAA
Molecule: messenger RNA, 216 nt
Organism: Pediculus humanus corporis (human body louse)
Lineage: Eukaryota; Metazoa; Arthropoda; Insecta; Psocodea; Pediculidae
Exons: 2
Coding region: 1-216 (71 amino acids)
Source: RefSeq, a predicted model, not a curated record